Torulaspora delbrueckii is the source of this 4974-nucleotide messenger RNA. RefSeq names its product Uso1p (gene USO1). The transcript has a single exon. Gene Ontology annotation, biological process: endoplasmic reticulum to Golgi vesicle-mediated transport; vesicle fusion with Golgi apparatus; intracellular protein transport. The record is from RefSeq and is a predicted model, not a curated record. The coding region runs from base 1 to 4974 and encodes 1657 amino acids. Lineage: Eukaryota; Fungi; Ascomycota; Saccharomycetes; Saccharomycetales; Saccharomycetaceae. Gene Ontology annotation, cellular component: Golgi membrane; endoplasmic reticulum; cytoplasm.
AUGGAGCUUAUCCAGGGCUUGAUCCAGCCCCCAAAGAUACAGUCUGCUGACGAGACCAUACCAACGCUAUGUGAUAGAGUGGAAAGUGCUACAUUGAUCGGUGAUAGAAGGUCGGCUGUGUUGGGGCUGAAGUCAUUUAGCCGCGAUUAUAGAGAAACAGUAAUUGCCUCUGGGUUAAAACCACUUUUGAGUACUUUGAAACGGGACUAUGAGGACGAUUCAUCUGUGAAAGCUAUCCUUGAAACUCUCUUAAUUCUAUUUAUUCGCGGGGAUGGUAAUGACGAUUUAACACGCAAUUGGAUCUCACAGCAGUCUCGUUUACAGAAUGGUAAGUACCCCUCGCCCUUGGUUAUGAAACAAGAAAGAGAACAGGUUGACCAAUUUUCUCUGUGGAUUGCAGAUGCGAUCACACAAUCCGAUGAGAUUGUACACCUUGUUAUAGAGCUUUUGAAUACAGAAAACUUUCAUAUAAGACUUUACACUACUCAGCUAUUGGAAGCGAUUGUUGCGACAAGGCCUGAGAGAUCGCGAAAUGCUAUCACGUCGCUUCCAACCAGUAUCUCGACGUUAGUUUCGCUACUGCAAGAUGCUCAUGAACCUGUGAGAGACGAAGCUGUUUUAUUACUGAUGGCUGUAGUUAAUGACUCUCCCCAUGUGCAAAAGCUUGUGGCUUUUGAAAAUAUCUUCGAGCAAUUAUUCUCCAUCAUUGACGAGGAAGGUGGCUUACGGGGAUCCUUAGUCGUCAACGACUGCUUGUCACUCAUCAACAAUAUCUUGAAAUACAAUACUUCCAAUCAAAGUUUAUUCCUUGAGACAGGGAAUUUACCGAAACUAGCUCAGAUUUUGAAUGAACCUUUGGCGAAUGAAGAGUUUUUCUGGAAUGAGCAGAGAGUUAUCAACAUCAAUACAGCUAUGGACAUUGUCAACUUGACAGUUGAGCCUGGGAACUCUGCGACAGGACAACACCAAAAGGUUCUUACAGAUUCAAGUGUGCUAAUGAUCGUACUGCGUUUGGCAUUUUACGAAAAGAUCCCAAAUUCCGUAAGACCGACCGCACUUCUUACUGCUGCAAGUCUCAUAAGAGGUAAUGAAUAUUGUCAAAAUGAGUUUGGUAAGAUAGAUGUUCCUUUUUUCGACCCUUCCUCUCCAUUAGCUUCAAAUUCUGAGACUGCGCAAGUUGUGCCUGUGGUUACCUUGCUAAUCCACUGGGUUCUAUAUGCGAACUCGAUUCAAGUAUUCCCUACUAGAAUGGCCUCGAUGGAACUGAUUAAAGCAUAUCUUGACAAGUGUGAGGAUAUUCAAUUGAAGUUUGUGGCUCAACAAAUCGAAAAAUAUCACGAAAGAAACAAGAGUAGAGAUGAUGAUCCGUUAGCUGGAAGUAACAUUUUCGAAUCCUUAUUGGAAUAUGAUCCCGAUCUCAAGCUCAACCCUUACAAACUCUUUUUCACUGCCGACAUCUUCAUGUUCCUCUUCCAGGCAGAAAAUAUUGCAAAUGAUAAAGUAAGGGAAAUCUCUCGAAGUGUGAAGAGUGGUGUUGAAAUAGAUGAAGAAUAUUCCCUGACUUCCAUUCAAAUGGUAAGUGAGCUCUUAACUACUGCGUUGGCGGCUGAAGAUAUUCGUAUUCCCAUUGCUUAUGUUACUCUAUUAAUUUUUUGGCUCUUCGGCGACACAAACGCUGUAAAUGAUUUUCUGUCUGAAAGGUCAGUCAUUCAGUCAUUGCUAUCCUUUUCUUAUCAGUUGCAAGAUGAUGAUAUCACCAUAAAGUGUCUAGUGACAAUGCUCUUAGGUGUUACUUAUGAGUUUUCAACGGGAGAAUCACCAUUUCCAAGAAAAGAGUACUUUGAGUACCUUACGAAGACUUUGGGAAGGGAUAACUAUCUUUCAAGAAUUAACCAGUUCAAAGCAGAUUCUUUAUUUACUAAGGUUAAAGCAUUGAGCAAUCCCUCAGUUCUCGAGUUUGAUGAAACGGGUCUCCCUCAGGUGUAUUUCAGCCCAAUCUUCGUGCAGUUUUUCACUGAAAAUAACUAUCGAAUCAAGACUGCGCUGCUACAUAGCCCUGAUGAGGAGCCUUGUACCAAGAUUUCAUUCGAAGCUUUCGAGAGGCUACAAAGUGAAUGCUCGACACUGAAAAGUAAACUCAAUGUAUUGGAAGAGACUAGUGAGACUCAGCUCCAAGAGCUAACGUCCAAACUUGACUCCCUCACAAAUGAAUAUGAGAAGUACAGUGAAGAGAACAAAUCACUUGGUCUGAAAAUUUCUGAUUUGCUCGAAAGUAAUAAGAAGCUGCAUAAAGAUGUAAAUCAAGCCUCUCAAACUAUCGAGGAGUUAAACGUCGAAAGAGAAAAACUCCUAACUUCAAGGGAUGAGUAUAAAAAUGACACUGAGACGAAUAGUUUAAAGCUUAACAAGUCUAUGGAAAGGAUAUCAGUACUUGAGAAAGAACUUAAAGACAUAAGAGCUGAAAAGAAAAAGGCUGAAGACGGGAUCAAUAAAAUGAGUCGUGAAUUAUUCAGUCUUACAAAAGAAAACCAGAACUUGAAAGAAAGUCAAAAGAGGAAUGAGAAAGAAAGGAAAAAGGAGGCCGAUGAACUAAGUGAAAAGCGGAGAAGCCUUGAAAUCAUAACCAAGCAGAUGGAAGCUCUGCAGUCAGAAAAGCAGAUUACUCUCAAGGAGUUAAAUGAAUGGAAAUCUAAAUUCCAGAGUUGCGAAACUUUGCUACCCAAACUUACUGAAAAACUGAGAUCACUAGCCGAAAACUUCAAAGAAACAGAAGACGAACGAGACAAACUGGCAAAGACAUUGGAAUCGAUUAAGCUUGAGCGUGACAAGAACGUGGCCGAACUAAAGGAAGCAGUCGAAAAACUGUCAAACGAAAAAGCAGAACUGGCUUCUGACAACGAAAAGAAAUCAUUACAGAUCAAACAGCUUAACCAAGCUGUUGAGGAGAUUGAACGGAAGUUUGAGGCCGAAAAUCAUGCCACGUCGCAGAAUAGAACUGAAAUGGAGAACAAUCUCUCGAAAUUACGUACUGAAGUCGAGAGUAUGGAAACUCGAACUCAUGAACUGACCAAGAAAAAUGAUGAGCUCCAAGAAGAAAUUAAAAAAUAUCAGACCGCUCAAACUGAGUCGACUUCGACCUUAAGUAAGAUCGAAACGGCACUUCAAGAAUCUGAGUCUAAACUGGCAGAUGUCUUAGAACAAAACAAAUCAUUACGGCAAUCUUUAGAAAGUCAGACGAAGAGUUUUGGUGAAAAUCUGGAGAAGUUGAGUAAUGCCGAGCAAGCUCAUGCCAUGGAUGCUGACAGAAUUAACUCAUUACAAACUGAGAUUGAUGAACGGAAAGAGAAGUACAAGCGUGAGAGUACUAAGUUAGAGGAGAACAUCAAAGAGCUGCAAAGGCAAAUAACGAAUAAUACCACGACCAUAGCGGGCUUGAACAAAGCGAUAGACCAGGAGAGACAGACAAAUGCCAGAUUGGCCAGUGAACUAGAAGAAACCAGAAAGGACAAGGAAAUCAGUAAUAGUCAGGCAAAAGAGGAUGCGCUCCAGCUAAGCAAAACUAUUGACGAGCUGAGAGAAGAGAGAAAGGGUCUUGAAGAUGGAUUAGCUGAAACUAAAUUGAAUAAUACCAAUCUGGUGAGCGAGCUGGAUGCUUUGAAGGUUACUGUAGGGGAGAAAAACGGUAACAUCCAGGAACUGGAAAAAAAGAAGGAAACUGCUUCCUCUGCAUUGAGCAAAAUCAAAGCAGACUUUGAUGAGACUGAAAAGCGAUUAAAAGCGCAGAUCCAGAGCCUUCAAACCAAACACGAACGCAAAGUGCAGGAUUUUGAUAAGGAGAGACAGCUCUUCGCCGAGGGAUCUGAUAUGGUGACACAGGAAUAUUCUAAGAAAAUAAACACUUUAGAGGAACAGAUAAGUGUAUCUGAAAAGCAAAUUGAAGAAGUAAAAAGUCAGCUACAAGCAUCAGAGAAGACAGUUAGAAACUUGAAGUCUGACUCAAUAGCAUCUCAACAAACCAAUGACAUCAAAGUGGAGUCGCUUAAGUCUGCUCUUGCUAGCUCAGAAAAACAAGCAAAAGAAGUUACUCAGAAGUAUGAUAAACUUAAAACUUCUUCCGAUGAGAAUGCAUCGUCAUUAAAAGGUCAGAUAGAGCGGCUCACGGAAGCUGUGAAGUCAGAAACAAGGGCCAAAGAAAUAAAUGCAAAGGACUUGAACCAACUCAAAGAAAAGCUUCAGUGUUUUGUUGAAACUAUGAAUAAGUUGGAAACCUUGGAAAAGGAAAAUGCUGUGCUUGAUCAAAGAGUCAAAAAGCUCAAGAACGAGAAGGAAGAGACUGUGAAGAAUUUAGAAGUGAAGCUUGAAACUCUGUCAAGUGAGAAGCAAUCUUUAAAGGAAAAACUGCAAGGUCAAUCAAUAUCAUUGAACGAUAACGAAAGUUUACGUGAAGAGAACAACAGCCUAAAGAAGAAAAUAGAGUCGUUAGAGGAAUUAACGGACGCUUGUGAUAAGAGUUUAGAAGAGUCAAAAAGCAUGAUUGUGCAACAUGAAGAAGGAAUAAAGUCUUUGAACUCAAUUAAUAGUACUUUGAAGUCCGAACUGGAUCUCAAAGAAAGUGCUUUAGCGCUUUCGGAGAAGUUGAUUCAAGAAAGAGAUGCCAUUGUGACAAACAACAAAGAGCAAACGGCUAAGCUUGAAGAACGAAUGAAGGAUCUGGAGAGACAAAAUAGAGUGCUGCUCGCGAAAGCAGAAGCAAACUCUGAAAUAGACGAUCUAAUGCUUCUUGUCAAUGAUUUAGAUAAAAAGAAUGCGCGCUACCGAUCUCUGCUGAGGAAAAACGCCAUUCAGUUAUCAUCAGACGAGGAAGAAGAAGAAGAAGAUGAUGAUGAUGAUGAUGAUGACGAUGAUGACGACGAUGACGACGAUGAUGAUGACGAUGAGGAAGAUAAGUGCGAUGAAAAGGUGCCUAGUGCUUAG